AUGUCUGCCUCAAUUCUACCCCGAAUAUACCGUCACGGCGUCAAUUCUUUGCAUCCGGUCUGCCAAAAGCUGGCACGCCGCCUCGGCUGCAACGCCGACUGCCGGACCGGCUACCGCACUGGCAUCCUCGACACCGACAUCUUUGGCCCGUCCAUCCCGACGCUCUUCAACCUGUCCGGCGAGCCGCGCCUCUCCAGCGACAACAUGCUCGUUCCCAUGUCCAACUACGGGGUCAAGACCAUGUCCAUGGGCUACCUCGUCCCCGAGGGCCAGGUCGUCGCCUGGCGAGGUCUCAUGGUCAGCCGCGCCCUGACCCAGCUGCUGCGCGACGUCGCCUGGGACGGCCUCGACGUUCUGGUGAUGGACCUGCCGCCGGGCACGGGCGACACGCAGCUCAGCAUUGCCCAGCAGGUUGUUGUGGACGGCGCGCUCGUCGUCACCACGCCGCACACGCUGGCCGUGCAGGACGCCGUGCGCGGCAUCCAGCUGUUCCGAAAGGCCAAUGUGCCGCUGCUGGGCGUCGUCCAAAACAUGAGCGUGUUCUGCUGCCCCGGCUGCCAAACAGAGACGCACAUCUUUGGCAAGGAUGAGGGCGUGCGCAAGGCAUGCGCCGAGCUGGACGUGCCGCUCCUCGCGGACAUUCCGCUGCACCCCCUCAUCGGGGACGAUGCGCACCGGGGCAAACCAACGGUCGUAUCGGAACCCGAGAGCAGCAGAGCGCAAGCUUUUUUGACUUUGGCUAAAGACAUCGGGACAACAAUUGGGCUGUCUUAG
This is a messenger RNA of Sporothrix brasiliensis 5110, 774 nucleotides long. RefSeq names its product ATP-binding protein involved in chromosome partitioning. Lineage: Eukaryota; Fungi; Ascomycota; Sordariomycetes; Ophiostomatales; Ophiostomataceae. Gene Ontology annotation, biological process: iron-sulfur cluster assembly; mitochondrial respiratory chain complex I assembly. The record is from RefSeq and is a predicted model, not a curated record. The transcript is spliced from 3 exons. Gene Ontology annotation, molecular function: ATP-dependent FeS chaperone activity; 4 iron, 4 sulfur cluster binding; ATP binding. Bases 1 to 774 code for a protein of 257 amino acids. Gene Ontology annotation, cellular component: mitochondrion.